GCUGGUCAGUGCAGGGAGGCCCAGUGGUUAGAGCGGGCCUGCCUCUCCUCUUUCCCCUGCCUACAAUUUCAGGGAUGCAGGACUUUUAUGGAGCCGGCGGGGGGGAGAAGGGCACCCCUGUGCAGUCCCGGGGGUAUUAUCGUACAGCCCCCUUCGACCCCCGCUUCCCCAACAGCAACCAGACCCGCAACUGCUACCAGAACUACCUGGACUAUUUCCGCUGCCUGAAGGCGCUGGGGGCGAAGGGCAAGGAUACCAAGCCGUGCCAGUGGUACUACCGGGUCUACAAGUCCCUGUGCCCCAUCUCCUGGGUGAACCGCUGGGAUGAGCAGCCAGCCGGGUUCGCCGGCAGGAUCUAGACCCAGCUGCACGUGGGGCUGCUUGGCAGUGGGGGGGCAAACCCACAGGUCCCUGCCCACUCUGGCAUCCCACUCCCCGGGACCACUGGCUCCUCAGAGCCCACAAUAAACCUGUUUGUUCCAUA
Molecule: messenger RNA, 484 nt
Organism: Pelodiscus sinensis (Chinese soft-shelled turtle)
Lineage: Eukaryota; Metazoa; Chordata; Testudines; Trionychidae
Source: RefSeq, a predicted model, not a curated record